Messenger RNA from Punica granatum (pomegranate), 1477 nucleotides. NCBI's taxonomy places the organism in Eukaryota, Viridiplantae, Streptophyta, Magnoliopsida, Myrtales, Lythraceae. The record is from RefSeq and is a predicted model, not a curated record.
UUAGAGGGAUAUGAUAAUUCGGCCAUCUCCAUUUCUUCGGACCAAAUGUGACAUUGCGUUCAUUCAGUUGCUGCAGGCCAGACCCAGAUAGGGAGAUAGUUCCAUUCUGUGAGAGAGAUGGCUUUCACCUUCUUCUCCACAAAGCUCUCCACUCCCUACUACUACCUUACCGUUCCAUCAUCCCCUCACACCCUCAACUCUCUUGUUUCUCAGCCCUUCCCCACCUUCAACUGCCUUCUCAACCUCCCUCUCCACCACCAUUCUCCCUACCACGGCAGCCGAACACUCUUAGCUCGAUCUAGAAAUGGAGGCAGCCCCGUUAGAACUGGUGGUGGUGGUGGUGGCGGUGGCAGAGGAGGAGGUGAUGGACGCGGAGGUGGGGACGAGGAUGGUGCCUUCCAUAACAGAAGAGAAGCUCUUAUGGUUCUCACAAAGCUGAGGAGGCCGGUUGAGACCCUGCCAAAGGAUCUGGCGGCAGCAAUAGAGGCUGGGAAGAUCCCAGGAUCGGUGGUGGAGAGGUUCUUGGAGCUUGAGAAGCAAUUGAUUUUCCGAUGGCUGCUUCAGUUUGGAGGGUUUGCAGAACGGCUUCUCGGCGAUGAUCUCUUCUUGGCUAAGGUCGCCAUGGAGUGUGGUGUUGGCAUCUUCACCAAAACAGCUGCGGAGUGGGAGCGACGUAGGGACAACUUCGCGAAGGAGCUCGAUUUUGUGUUUGCGGAUGUGGUGAUGGCCUUAAUAGCAGAUUUUAUGCUGGUUUGGCUACCUGCUCCCACGGUCUCCCUGCGGCGUCCACUUGCAAUCAGUGCAGGGACUUUGUCUAAGUUCUUCUAUGGCUGCCCCGAUAACGCAUUUCAGGUGGCUUUGGCAGGAACAUCAUAUUCGCUGUUGCAGAGAGUCGGCGCAAUAGUGCGUAACGGGGCCAAGCUUUUCGCAGUAGGCACGGGUGCUUCAUUGGUGGGGACUGCAUUGACGAACUUGCUGAUCAAUGCCCGGAAGGUCUUCGAUAAGUCUUUCGCCGUCGACGGAGAAGAAGUGCCCGUCUUAUCCACCAGUGCUGCCUAUGGAACCUAUAUGUCAGUUUCAAGCAAUCUCAGGUAUCAGGUGCUGGCAGGAGUGAUCGAGCAGCGGAUCCUCGAGCCAUGGCUACAUAACCACAAGCUCGUUCUCAGUGCAAUUUGUUUCGCCUUUAGAACUGGCAACACUUUCUUGGGCUCCCUAUUGUGGGUGGAUUUCGUUCGCUGGAUUGGCAUUCAGAGGACCCGAGAACGGUAAGUACAUUUUGAUUGAUACGUAUGUACUACUUAUACAUCCAUGAAUGUAUAUGUAUGUACAUGUGUACGUUUUGCAUGUCUAGAAGUACUAUCCAAAUUAUAUUAGAAGGCUACAAUACACGAUUGUAGUACUACUCUCCAAGGGCUCAAAUUGGGAAUAUGUCCCUGUAUGCAGAAUAAUUAGCAUGCCAUUUCUGUUGAACACCACA